Molecule: messenger RNA, 5111 nt
Organism: Galeopterus variegatus (Sunda flying lemur)
Lineage: Eukaryota; Metazoa; Chordata; Mammalia; Dermoptera; Cynocephalidae
Gene: LRRC55
Product: leucine rich repeat containing 55
Exons: 2
Coding region: 7-957 (316 amino acids)
Cellular component (GO): voltage-gated potassium channel complex
Molecular function (GO): transmembrane transporter binding; potassium channel activator activity; voltage-gated potassium channel activity
Source: RefSeq, a predicted model, not a curated record
GACUCCAUGGACAUAGUCCCAAUGGGCUCCCUUCGGCACUGCUGCUGCCAGCUGCCUAAGAUGGGUGACACUUGGGCCCAGCUUCCCUGGCCAGGGCCCCCCCACCCUACUAUGCUGCUGAUCUCCCUCCUCUUGGCAGCCGGGGUGACACACUCAGAUGCCAGCACCAGCUGCCCAGUCCUUUGCACAUGCCACAACCAGGUUGUGGAUUGCAGCAGCCAGCGCUUAUUCUCUGUGCCUCCAGACCUGCCAAGGGACACCCGCAACCUCAGCCUGGCCCACAACCGUAUAGCCGCCGUGCCGCCCGGCUACCUCACGUGCUAUGUGGAGCUCCGGGUGCUGGAUCUGCGCAACAACUCCUUGGUGGAGCUGCCCCCCGGCCUCUUCCUCCACGCCAAGCGUCUGGCACACCUGGAUCUCAGUUACAACAACCUCAGCCACGUGCCAGCUGACAUGUUCCAGGAGGCCCAUGGACUUGUGCACAUAGACCUGAGCCACAACCCAUGGCUGCGGAGGGUACACCCCCAGGCCUUCCAGGGCCUUGUGCAGCUCCGGGACCUGGACCUCAGCUAUGGAGGCCUGGCUUUCCUUAGCCUUGAGGCCCUUGAGGGCCUGCCAGGGCUGGUGACCCUGCAGAUCGGUGGUAACCCGUGGGUGUGCGGCUGCACCAUGGAACCCCUGCUGAAGUGGCUGCGGAACCGGAUCCAGCGCUGCACAGCAGAUUCUCAGCUGGCUGAGUGCCAGGGUCCCCCUGAGGUCGAGGGCGCCCCCCUCUUCUCCCUCACUGAGGAGAGUUUCAAGGCCUGUCACCUGACCCUGACCCUGGAUGAUUACCUCUUCAUCGCAUUUGUGGGCUUCGUGGUCUCCAUUGCCUCUGUGGCCACCAACUUCCUUCUGGGCAUCACAGCCAACUGCUGCCACCGCUGGAGCAAGGCCAGCGAAGAGGAAGAGAUUUGACGUGGUGCCUCUCAUCCCUCUGUGCUGCUGCUGACUGCUGGACAUCUCCCCUGACUGCCCCUUUUGGUUCCAUGGUGCCUGGGUGCCUUGGUCAUGGUUCAAGCAAGGUCAGGAAACCAACUAUGUGUGAGCAUCUACUUUGGGCCAGACACUGCGCUAGGAACUUGGAGUGUGAGAUGAUUCAACCCAGUCCCUGCCCCUGAGUCUCUUCCCUCUGGUAGAGAAGAGAAAUUCAAAAACUAUUCCCUUUAAGACAAUAUGUCAGGACUCUGAGCACAUAGUUAUGGAAGCCCAGAGGAGAUGCCAUCAACUCUGUCUAGCAAAGUCCAAGAGAACUACAAGAAUGGAGCGAUUUAUGAGCUGGGUCAUCAGAAAAUGUCUACUUUGUCAAGAAGACAGAGAAGAAUGGACAUAAGUAAAGGACAGAGGUCAGAACAUACAUGGUAUGUUGAGAAAAGUGAACAAUUCCUUGUGACCUAAGUGUAUAGAGGGGCAGGGCAAAGAAGCAAAAUUGUCCCUCUGACACCCAAUCAGUCUGCUUUCAGUGCUGCCAACCACUGCUCCAGAGCAUGAGAAUGCCUCCCGCCAGCACCCUUUGUCUCUCCCCACCAGCAACUACCAGGUGAUAGCAUCUCCUGGUGAACACCCUCAUACAUCGCCAACUGUAGCCUGCUGGUGAGGCCCCAGGAGGCAGGCUGAGGACGGACACCUUCAGUGCCCCUUCUCCUACCCUGUCCCCUGCCUCUCAAUCGAGCCUUGGCUUCAGGAGAGGGAGGCAGGAAGCCCAGCAACCAGGGCAGAAAGAGUCCUGGCCUCCUGGAACCCCAAUCUUGUGACUGUUCAUGCCAUGAUGCUCACACCAAGGGAUCUCACCAGGAAAGUGCACUACAGGAAAGCCUGCUACAGACCCAUAGCAUGACAGUACCCAGGGCUGAAGGAGGACAAAGCCACCACAAUCAUGACCGUAGGAGGGUUUGCUUUUUCUUCUAAGCAACUCACCCAUUUAAGCAUAAGGGUGAGAGAGCUAUUAAUUACUGAGCACUUGCCAGUGUCAGGCACUGUGAUAAGCUGUCUCCACAGACAAUUCCCUUUAACACGCACAACAAUCUCUUGAGGUGAACAUUGUUGUUCCCAUUUUACAGAUGAGGAAAUUAAGGCUUAGAGAGGUUAAAGAAACGUGCUACUUAAUAAGCAAAAUUAGGUCUGUGUUCCUUCCACUGCCCCAUCCAAGUUGGGGAACAUCACUUCUCCCUCUAAAGUUACAUAAAUUCAAAUUCAAGUAGUGCUGAUGAAGUUCCUCAUAAGGGCCAGACACUCCUCUGGGCACUUUUCUAUCUAUUCAUUUAAUUAUUUCAGUUCUCACAGCAACACUGCCUGGUGGCUUUUAUUAUCCCAUUUUACAGACGAAUUAACUGUAAAGAGCUGAGUAACUGGCCCAAGGUUAUCUGGGAGGUGAUAGGCAGCUGCAUUCAGGGAAACUGCAUCUAAUCAGUCAGAAAUCAAGUAACUUUAAGUGCAAAGCACAAUUGUCAUCACCGUUGUCAUUGUCAUCAUCAGUUUCACCACUAUCUUUCCUGUGUUUGCUCAGCACUGGUUCCUUCAUGAAGUGCUAUUGUGUCAUUCUCUUUCAAUCUUCACAACCCUGUGCGGGAGGCAAACCAAGCAUCAGUAAUCCUAUUUUACAAAGGGGAAAUGGAGGCUCAAGAUUGGGUAGGACUUAACUAAGUGGCAAGGCUGGCACUCAACUCCAACAUAGUUCUUUCUAAUGCUUAAUGCUUUCCCAGGUGCUUGUGAAAGAGAAUGCCUGGGAAGGCUGGUAGUGGAGCCCUAGAAUUCAGCAGCCAUGAAUGUGCCAAUAGAUCAGCUACAUAAAGGGCAGUAAAACCUAGUGGCUGUGCAGAUUUACACAUGCUCAAGGUAGGACAACUUGCAGCCUCUGAAGCAUAGAGGCAGCACAGGUAAUGUCAAGUAGAAGAUACCUGCUUUACAAUGUGUAAAUAAAAUACUAGAACUGGUGGCCAUAGUGGCAGUCAUGUGAAAAACAAAAUCUUUUAGAGGGAGGAGAGGAAGCUGUGUUAACCACUCCUGGUCAAGCUCUGCUGGGGUUGUGUUGCAAGAGAUUCCAAGGGAGCAGAGAAAGCUAUAGGUGAGAACCUCUUUCAACUCCAAAAUGUUGGCAAGGCUGGCCAAAAUGAGAAUUGUAACAGGAUUUAUAAUUAUUAUAAUUAUUAUUUAUAACAGAAUUAUAGCAGAAUUUCUACCAUGCCCCCAACUCUAGUGGGCUUCCAUCAUCCUAUCCAAGAGAAGGGCCUGGAAGGAAUGAAGGAGCAUGUCCUGUCAUCUUCCAAGUGUCCCCUCACUCAUGCUUCCUGGAGCUAGUCAACCAAAAGCAUCCCCAGAAACUUUGCUAAACCUGGGGUACUUGAACCCCGUGUCCCCUGAAUCUUGCUUGCAACAUCUGGGCCAAAGCUCUUGCUCCAAUGACAUCUGGAGCAAAGCUGUGCUGUGCUCUCUUCUUUCACUACAGCCAAGUAUAGCGUCUCAAGCUGUUCUCCACCUGUGAAGCUGAUGGCCUAAUGUAUUUGGAGAGGAACUUUCAGAAAUAAUAGUCUUGAUGAAAUAGUUAAGUUUCCCAUAGAGGCAUACCACAUACAUGUAUAAUAAUCUCCUAGAGACUAUUGUUGUUGAAAUAUAGGUAAUAUAUUUUAAGAUAUGUACUUUUUAUUGCAUAGAACUAGAACCAGACAAGAAUCAAAUAUCCUUUGAGAUCAAACGUCCUUUCUAGCAGGAUAAUCUAGCCUCCAUUAAUGUCAAAUCUUUCUGAGCAAGAUCCAUGGCUUCUAAAGAACAAAUGAUCCUCCAGUUGCUAGAAGGUCCCCAGUUAACUAAAGCACAAUGAAGAAAGCAUUCAACCACCUUACUGCCAAGGAAUUCCCUGCUUUUCCCACCACCACCACCAUCUUCUUCAAGCUAUCAGAAGCAAGCUUCUAGAGAUAAUUUAGCAGCACUGGCCAGAAUUGCUACCAAAUCCCUGGUGACCACAAAGCUAUUAUGGUGUUCCCACAAGGCUUCAUUCAAUCUGUUCCCAACUGGUUAACAUAUAUGUGAUGGGGUAUCUCUGCAUCUGUACAUCUGUCUGUGAAGUUCCAUUUAUUAUGUUGGUUAUCUGCUGACAUAGUACAGAUCUCUUUGGAAUUUGGGUUCAGUUUUCUGACACAGUCCACUCAGCCAUCUGCUGAUGGCAUCAUUUGAUACACUAAGAUGGAACCCCACCAGGUUUGGGUUGAGGCUGGCUGCUCAGAAAAUAUAAAAAAUAAAAAUCUGUGGCAGAGACAUCCUAAUGAGAACCUGACUUCUCCCUGCUUCCCUCUUUUCUCUUCUACCCCUCAGAGACUUGUCCUCACCUCAGAAGCUUCCUUCAUGUUGGGCCUGAGGAUAUUAAAGUUUAGCUAACCAACAAGACUAUGGUGGUCAAGGUCUGGGCCAAGAAAAUUGUUCUUUAGAAAAGACCCCACAUCUGUACCACACCACUCUGGACCAGUUGCCUCUGGUCACCCUCAGAUGAAUCCUCAUCUGUGUGUUUCUCCAUUCCUACAGGGAUUCCCAGGGAACCUUAGAAUAGGUCUCCAGAGUUGCUACAGAGUUUCAAGGCACGCUAUAAGAAGCUAGAUGCAUAGAAUUUAAACAGACCAAUAUAGGUAUUUCUCUUCAACAAACAAGGAAGACCUACAGCCCCUAUUUUCCCCAUAGAUAUCUUUGUUGACAUUCUUUCCAGUGCUAGAAGAGUAUAAGUAAAUUUCUUCACCCAUUCUUCAAAAGGACAUCCUCCCAAAGCUACAGAAAUUUGUCUGCUCUUUCUCACCCCAGAAAGAGGCCAAAGGGAAGUGAGGAAAGCAAGUCACAAGGUCCUUUGUAAAUCGUCAUUGUGUUUGCCACAGCACUGGAUGGAGAGUUGGAUCUACAGAGCUCUCAGUUUUUCUAAGCGCUGUCCUGCAGAGUCUUGAUGUCUGGGCAUGGGAGGGCUAGGGAGGGGUGGGAUUAAAGGGAAGAUGCUAACCUUUGUGUAAAGAUGAUUUUAUAACCAUGCACUUUUGUAACUGUGAAGAAUUUUUCAUAAAUGCACAUUAAUAAUAAAGACUGUAUAGUUUAACAAA